This is a messenger RNA of Striga hermonthica, 927 nucleotides long. The record is from the annotation of a GenBank genome assembly. NCBI's taxonomy places the organism in Eukaryota, Viridiplantae, Streptophyta, Magnoliopsida, Lamiales, Orobanchaceae.
AUGGGUUUUCGUGCACUGAUGAAUUCCAUAGACUGGGAGCAAGAAUCUUACCCAAAAUACGAGGAUUUCGUUGCGCUUUCCUUCUUCGCUCUGUUUUUCCCUACAGUUCGAUUUUUGCUCGACAGAUUCAUCUUUGAGAAAGUUGGAAGGCGACUAUUAUACGGAAAGUGUACUCAAUUGGUGAAAAACGAAACAGAUGAACAAAAGAAGAAGAUGAGGAAGUUCAAAGAGUCAGCAUGGAAAUGCAUCUAUUAUCUUUCUGCUGAGAUACUUGCACUUGCAGUGACAUACAACGAGCCUUGGUUCGCAAAGACUAAAUAUUUCUGGGUGGGUCCCGGAGAUCAGGCCUGGCCUGACCAAGCAUACAAGCUGAAACUGAAGGGCCUCUAUAUGUUUGCUGGUGGAUUCUAUAUAUACUCCAUAUUUGCUCUUAUAUUUUGGGAAACAAGACGCUCGGACUUUGGGGUCUCUAUGGGCCACCACGUGGCAACAUUCAUUCUCAUUGUGUUAUCAUAUGUAUUCAGGUUUGCUCGUGUGGGUUCUGUUGUUUUAGCCCUUCACGACGCGAGUGAUGUGUUUCUUGAAGUUGGGAAGAUGUCGAAAUAUAGUGGGGCCGAAGCAGUUGCUAGCUUCUCGUUUGUUCUCUUUGUGUUGUCUUGGGUCGUGCUUCGUCUUUUAUACUACCCGUUCUGGAUUCUAUGGAGCACAAGUUAUGAAGUUAUUCACUACUUGGAUAAGGAGAAACACAAAAUCGAUGGACCAGUCUAUUACUACGUUUUCAAUUUCCUUCUUUUCUCGUUACUCGUUCUCCAUGUAUAUUGGUGGGUUUUGAUGUACCGGAUGCUCGUCAAGCAAAUCCAAGCAAGAGGGCAUGUCAGUGAAGAUGUUAGGUCCGAUUCCGAGGAUGAAGAUGAGCACGAGGAUUAG